Molecule: messenger RNA, 3633 nt
Organism: Talpa occidentalis (Iberian mole)
Lineage: Eukaryota; Metazoa; Chordata; Mammalia; Eulipotyphla; Talpidae
Gene: SPEM3
Product: SPEM family member 3
Exons: 3
Coding region: 75-3623 (1182 amino acids)
Biological process (GO): flagellated sperm motility; sperm individualization
Cellular component (GO): cytoplasm
Source: RefSeq, a predicted model, not a curated record
CACCAGAGGAGUCCAGUGGCUCCUAGUGAGUAUGUGGGGGCCAGGGGGCCCAGGUAGUCCUGGGACCCCCGGACAUGGGUGAGCGGUCCUACCAUGGAGCCCAAAUGUGCUCUGGCACCAACCCCAGGAAGUGCCAGGACCUGGGAGACUCAAUUCUUCUGAUUCUAGGAAGCUUCAUCUUGCUCAACGUGGGAAUCAAUGUGGUGAUUCUGCUCUGGAGGCAUCUGAAGAGCUCCUUGCGGAUUCUUUUUCAUUAUUUUUUCCCCAAAGACAAGCAACACAGCUGUGCAGGCAGCCAUCCCAUGUGUAUGCGCAACUCAGCGGAUCCCAAGAACCUGCCCUCAAGAGUUUCUUCCCGCUUCCAUCAUCGCCCAAGCUUCCUGCUCAGGCACCCUAACCACCUUGACUCCUGGACAGCAGACAUGAAUGAUGAGAUUUCUAGGUGCUGCUGGAUGCCGCCCCCAUGUGGACACACCAGGGCUCCGAUGGAGGCUCCGUGGGGACUGUGGAAGGAGGGGAUGAUGGGAGCUGGGGAGGCCCCUCAGGACACAACCUUAAACACCCAGGCCAACAAUCUCGCCAGGCAAGAGACAUCUUCCCAGUUAGCCAGAACAAGCAAGUUGGACGUGGUUCCAUUUUGCUUGCCCCAGGAGAGCAAGACUAAGACUCCUGACUAUGCCUUGGCCCAGUUCCAGUCCCAAUCCCCAGCCCACGCCUCUGAGCACACUGCCCCCCAGACCCAUGCCUACUCCCUAGCCCACACCUGCACAUCCCCAGUGCACAUCCCUGAGCAUACUCCCUCCCAAAUCUCUCCAGCCCACACCCCUCACCACAAACCCUCCCCCACUCAGACCUCCCCAGGCCACCCCCCUCAGUACAGCCCCUCCCAGGCCCAGACCUACUCCCCAGGCCACCCCCCUCAGCACAACCCCUCCCAGGCCCAGACCUACUCCCCAGGCCACCCCCCUCAGCACAGCCCCUCCCAGGCCCAGACCAACUCCCCAGGCCACCCCCCUCAGCACAGCCCCUCCCAGGCCCAGACCAACUCCCCAGGCCACCCGCCUCAGCACAGCCCCUCUCAGAUCCAUGACCUUGAAUAUACCUCUGUCCACACACAGACCUCUGAGCACUUAACAGUCCAUGCCCCAGUUCCCACCAUGGACCAUGCCCAUCUAACCCAUAACCAUGCCCAUACCUUGGUCCCAGUGCCUCCAGUAACUUCUGCCUCUGCCACUAUUCCUACCCCAGCCCCUACACCAGUCCCUGUCCAAAUCUCUGCCCCAACAUCUGCCCCAGCACUGUUCAUGACUCUAACUACCACUCCAGUGCCUAAUCCUGUCCAUGCCACCACUCCUACCUCCAUCCUAACUCCUAUUCCCUCUAACCUGACUGUCUUCAGCCAAGGCCUCUCCACUGGCCAUGUGGUCUGUGCUGCCCGCAGGGUAAAGCAGAACUUAUUCCAAGUAUGCUCCCCUCAGAACUCUGGAUAUUCCGGAAAGGACCUGGGAACCCUCUCCAGGUCUCAAGAGGACCAAGGUCUGGUAAACUCUGGUAUAGCUGAGCAAACAUCAGGGUCAUGCAGUAGGGAUGGUGAUAAACCCUCUACAGAAUCUAUACUAGGUUACCUGGAGUUGGAAAAUAUGGAAUGGAAGAUCUCAAAUAAUGCUGAAGACAAAUUCUUACAGCCCAAUACCUUCCCUUACUGCAGCUUCCAUCCUUGCAGUUCUGAGGGGAGAAACACAGAUUCCCAGGCUCCAGUCUACCCCAAAUUCCUGGUCUACUCCAAGGAUACUACACCUUCCCAACCUUGCUUCCAUUGUCCAACCAGUGCCCAGAAUUCACAGUGCAGCAUUCCUCCACCAUGCACUCUUUCUCUGCCUCUUAUUCCUCCCAGAUCCUUUGUCCUUCAUCAACCUGCCAACCACCAGAAACUUUCCACUUUAAUACAAACCUCCACCUUUCUCCCAAGCUCCAGGUCUCCUCAGUCCAGCCCCUCUUCCCAGUUUCCUAUUCCUUCCCAGUUCUCUGUGAUUUCCCAACUCCCAACCCAACCCCAGCCCCCUGAAGUUGAUGAGAGUCUAGGCCUCACUCAAGACUCUGGCCUUCAAAGGACUCCAGAUCCUUCAAAAGACUCUCAAGUUCCCAGGAACCCAGGCCUUACCCAAGAUUCAGACCUCCAUAAGAACCCAGGCCUUGCUCAAGAUCUAGGCACCCACAAGAAUCCAGGCCUCGGCAAGAAUCCAAGCUCUUCCCAAGACCCUGGCCUUCAGAAGAAUCCAAAUAUUACCCAAGAUUCCGACCUACAAAAAAUCCAAGGUGCUACUCAAGAUGCUAAUAUCUUUAGGAGUUCGUGUCUCACAAAACCCUCUGGCUUUCACAGGAAUACACCAUAUCCCCAAACUCCUGACAUUCAUAAAAGCUCAGGCUUUAUGCAAGAUUCUGGGGUUUAUAGGAAUCUAGAAGAAAACCAAGAGAUUGCAGUCACCAAAAGUCAAGAUCUCUCCCAAACAACUGGCAUCCAUAACAGUCCAGGCCCUUCUCAAGAUGCUGGAGGUUGCAAGAGUACAGGCAAUAUCCAAAAUCCAGGAGUUCCUAAAAGUAUUGGCCUUAACCAAGAUUCUGACCCUCAGAAAUGCCCACACCUUGCCCCAGACUCUCGAGUCAAGAAGAGUUCAGGCAUUUCCCUGGAAUCUUGUGUCCGCAAGUACCCAGGCCAUAUGAAAACCUCUGGCCUCCAUAAGGGUCCAAGCCUUACCCAAGACUCAGGAGACAACAAGAGUCUAGGCCUUGCUCAAGAUUCUGACAUCCACAAGAAUCCAGGCUUUACCCGAGCCACUGAAGUAAAAAAAAGAUUUGACCUUACCCAAGAUAUCGGAAUUCACAGGAACCCAGAACAUGCCCAGGACCCUAAUUUCCACAAGUUGCAAGGAAUUAAUCAAGAUCCUGGUCCCCAUAAGGGCCCAGCCCUUAUCCAAGAUACUAGACUCUCAAAGACUCCAGGCCUUACCCAGAAGUCAGGCUUCUGCAAGGACUCUUGCCUUAUCCCAAAUCCUGACCUCCAAGAGAAGCCAGAUCUUGCUCUAGGUACUUGCUCUAAUCAAGUCUUGGACCCACCCCAGACCCCAAAGUCAACACAGUCCCUUAUGAAGUCAUUUGUAACUAAGGACACUCCUCGGAAGGAAGGUGCAGGGCAGCAUGUAUCUUGGAUGCCUGCCCCAAACUCCUGCUCUUCCAAGAAUCAAGUGAGCUGCAAUGACCUGCAAGCCUUCUCAGAGGUACCUGUACUAAUCGAGCUGCAGCCAUCCUCCCGACGAGCAGGCAGUCAAGACUGGGUAUACCGCCCUGUGGAUCCAGUUUCUUCAGCCUGCCAGAACUAUCGCCAGAUGUCCGUGCCUCACAAAAUCAACUGGAAACCCUAUUGUCCUGGGCCGGGUGCCCGGGUAGGGCAUGUGGUCUUUGAUGCCCGCCAGAGACAGUUUGGAGUGGGCAGGGACAAGUGUGAGGCUCUGUCUCCAAGGCGUCUUCACCAAGAGGCAUCCAGGAACUCACCUGAGACCAUUGAGUGGGGAUAUCAGUGUGUGAUGAGGACCUUGGAAAAAGAGGGGGCAAAGCAUCAAGAAUAAAGAGAUGAGA